AUGCGCGAGUUCAAGGUAGUCGUCCUCGGCUCGGGCGGGGUAGGCAAGAGUGCACUUACUGUGCAAUUUGUUUCGGGAUGUUUCAUGGAGAAGUACGAUCCGACGAUCGAAGACUUUUAUCGGAAGGAGAUCGAAGUGGACAACUCGCCGUGUGUACUCGAGAUCCUCGACACCGCCGGCACCGAACAAUUCGCGAGUAUGCGCGAUCUAUACAUAAAGAACGGCCAGGGAUUCGUCGUAGUUUACAGUCUGACGAAUCAUCAGACUUUCCAGGAUAUCAAAGCGAUGAAGGAAUUGAUAACACGCGUCAAAGGUACCGAGAGGGUGCCCGUAUUACUGGUCGCCAACAAGCUCGAUCUCGAGCAUCAACGCGAAGUGGAUACCGCCGAGGGCAACGCUCUGGCGCAACUCUGGGGAUGUCCAUUCGUCGAGGCAUCCGCGAAACACCGCACAAAUGUGAAUGACGUGUUUGCGGAGAUUGUACGCGAGAUGAACGUCAGCCCUGAGAAAGAGAAGAAGAGCUACUGUUGUUGCAGCAUCCUCUAAUAAUCAAUCAAAAUCCUGAACCAUGGGCUAACCAAGCCACGUUAGGUAAAGGAAAUCCAUAUAGUGGCUGGAUCGCAGUACACUUGGUGAAACUUUUGUUCAUCCAGUGCGUUCUCUCUCUCUCUCUCUCUCUCUCUCUCUCUUUCUCUUUUAGGCUCAACUUUUGGGCUUGUGCUGUGAAUUCGCCAAUCUGUAAGACUAAUACUAUGAUCAUAAACGCCUGGAUUCUUGUGAAUUUGAAAUAUGUCAAAGACUCAUGCCGUCUCUUGGUUCUUUUUCUAUUGGAAGAUCAUAGCCUGCUAUUUGGCUGGCUGUUAAAUAUUUUAAUAUACAUGGAUAGUAUUAUGUGUAAUAUUAUUGUAAUAUAUAAUAGUAGAUAUAAGUGGGCAAUGAAAAGAGGUAACUCCGUCAGCAAAGGACCAAUACUCCGAGAGAGAGAAAUAAGGAAAGGAAAUAGCAAAAUGAAAUAG
Heterotrigona itama is the source of this 1016-nucleotide messenger RNA. The record is from the annotation of a GenBank genome assembly. NCBI's taxonomy places the organism in Eukaryota, Metazoa, Arthropoda, Insecta, Hymenoptera, Apidae.